Molecule: messenger RNA, 807 nt
Organism: Tetrapisispora phaffii CBS 4417
Lineage: Eukaryota; Fungi; Ascomycota; Saccharomycetes; Saccharomycetales; Saccharomycetaceae
Gene: ELP6
Product: Elongator subunit ELP6
Exons: 1
Coding region: 1-807 (268 amino acids)
Biological process (GO): tRNA wobble uridine modification
Cellular component (GO): elongator holoenzyme complex
Source: RefSeq, a predicted model, not a curated record
AUGAAUACUGCUCAAAAACAGGAUUUGUUGAUCUUCAGUGAUCAUUCUGUGAUUUCGAAUCAGAUGUGCAAUGGAAGCACGCAUGAUUUAAUACUUGUCACCCAUUCAGAAGCUACUUCUCCAACCUGGUUAUUGAAUGCAUUAGUGGAGACAAUUGUGUUUGGUGUUCCAUAUUCAUUGAAAGCUGAAGCGAAUUCUAGUCAGCACCAAGUUGGCAAGAGCAGCAGCAGAAAUGUUUCAUUGUGUUCGUUUGUUCACGACUUGAAAUUCGUUGAAAACUCCCUAAUGAAAUUGAAAAUUGAUGUGAACCAAUGUACUUUCAUCGACUGUAUGACAAAUUUCAUUGUUAAUAACAUUGGUAAGUCAAAUGAAGUGACACUGAAAACUUUAGUCGAGAAAUUCCCAACAAACACUAAUGGAACGAUCUUUUUGGAACAACCGGAACUAUUGUUGAGUCUUUUAGAUGAUUUGACAAGUGAUCAAUUACAAAAAAUGUUUAUCAUUCCGCUUAUGAAGAAAUGUGGUCUUUUGAUUAUAGCUUCGAAUACUGGCCUGGUGGCAAUUGAUGAAGAUCACAUCGCCGCAAAAGAAUUAACUGAAUUUAAAAGAUUUUUCAUUUCAAACAUGCAUAAAGCCUUGGUUAUAAUGAACCUGAAACCACUGGAUACAGGAAGAGCAAAAGAUAUCACCGGAACACUACGAAUCACAAGAGGUGGAAAACACAACUCCUACGAUAAAAUUCAUCCGGUUGAAAAUGAAUAUUUAUACUUGACUAAGAGAGACUCAACUAAACUAUUUUACAGAUGA